Molecule: messenger RNA, 2776 nt
Organism: Physcomitrium patens
Lineage: Eukaryota; Viridiplantae; Streptophyta; Bryopsida; Funariales; Funariaceae
Product: ABC transporter F family member 1
Molecular function (GO): ATP binding; ATP hydrolysis activity
Source: RefSeq, a predicted model, not a curated record
CUGAUAAUUUUACGACGCAGCACUCUCUGUCUCGCAUGUCCUCGUGGCGGUAAGAAAUAGCAAGGAGUGCGACUCUGCUCACUACAUACAGCACCGAAUUGCCCGUGCCCUUGCCCGUGCCCACCAGAAAGUUCUACUGUGGAUGUCACGGUCCAAAAAAUAGCAUGUGGUAGGAAUGAGAAACGCCACAACAGCGGCUUGACAUGAGCGAGAGUAUUGAUCAAUUUUUAUUAUAGUACCGGAAUUUUCUAGAGCCCGAGAGAAAGGACCAAGUCUUCCAGGAUAGUGUGAUCUGGUGCAACAAGAUUGACAUUUCUCGUGCAGACGAGGGAGUGACUGUAGGGAUUGGAAGGCGCUGUCGUUCCCUGCGGUAGGAGGUCGAUUUCCAAUUGUUGCUCUGCCUCGGAACAUUGCGGGCCUUACAAUUUGGCUGUCUGUGUCUCUUCUCACUUCUAGAAACUUUUCCAACUGCAUGCACGCUACUAUCUCGAUUUGACGGAUUCCGUGGUUUCUGACUCCGCCUAGGCACAAGCAGCAAUGGUAUCCGACGCUAGUAAGAAGAAGGCUGCGGCCAAGAAAGCCGCCGCAGCAGAGAAGCGUGGAUCUAAAUCGGCUGCAGCUGUAGCGCAGUCUAAGCUGAAAGAGGUGCAGGCUGGGGCCACCGCCGAAAGUUUGGCUGAGGAGAUGGCGGCAGCCAGGAUUACGGAUCGGACAUGUACGGGUGUCUUGGCAUCGCAUCCGCAGUCCAGGGAUAUUCAUAUUGAAUCGUUAUCUGUGACUUUCCACGGUCAUGAGCUGGUGUCUGACUCUACUCUUGAACUCAAUUAUGGAAGGCGGUAUGGACUUCUUGGGUUGAACGGCUGCGGCAAAUCGACACUUCUUACAGCCAUUGGACUCCGAGAAGUUCCAAUACCAGAGCAUAUGGACAUCUACCAUUUGACCAAGGAAAUCGAUGCCACGGAUCUGACUGCUCUUGAAGCUGUUAAGAAUGUGGACGAAGAGAGAUUGAAAUUGGAGAAGGAAGCUGAGAAGCUUGCUGCUCAAGACGAUGGUGGUGGGGAGCUAUUGGAUCGGAUUUAUGAGAGAUUGGAACUUAUGGAUUCUGCGACGGCUGAGAUGCGAGCCGCACAAAUUUUGCAUGGUCUAGGGUUCACCAAGAAAAUGCAAGCUAAGAAAACACGUGAUUUUUCUGGAGGAUGGAGGAUGAGGAUAGCGUUAGCAAGGGCUCUCUUCAUGAAUCCAACGAUACUUUUGUUGGAUGAGCCAACCAAUCACCUUGACUUGGAGGCAUGUGUGUGGCUGGAAGAGACCCUGAAGAAAUUCGAUCGAAUAUUGGUGGUCGUAUCUCAUUCCCAAGAUUUUCUGAAUGGUGUGUGCACCAACAUCAUCCAUAUGCAAAGCAAAAAGCUCAAGUUUUACACUGGAAAUUACGAUCAGUAUUGUCAAACACGAGCGGAGUUGGAGGAGAAUCAGAUGAAGCAAUACCGCUGGGAGCAAGAGCAGAUAGCAGGCAUGAAGGAAUAUAUUGCCAGAUUUGGACAUGGUUCUGCAAAACUGGCCCGACAAGCUCAAAGCAAAGAAAAGACACUGGCAAAGAUGGAGAGAGGUGGACUUACAGAGAAGGUUGUUAAGGAUAAGGUCUUGACUUUCAGGUUUACAGACGUUGGGAAGCUACCUCCUCCCGUUCUCCAAUUUGUGGAUCUCACGUUUGGUUACACUCCUGAUCAGCUUAUCUAUGAGAAGGUUGAUUUUGGUGUAGAUCUCGACUCUAGGAUUGCUCUUGUUGGACCAAAUGGAGCAGGGAAGAGCACUCUGUUGAAGCUCAUGACUGGCGACGUCACGCCUACGGAUGGCAUGGUGCGCCGGCAUAAUCACCUUCGCAUUGCCCAGUAUCACCAGCAUCUUACAGAAAAGCUCUCUCUUGAAAUGUCAGCACUCCAAUAUAUGAUGAGCGAAUACCCUGGUUUGGAGGAGGAGAAAAUGAGGGCAGCUAUUGGACGGUUUGGACUGACAGGGAAGGCUCAGAUUAUGCCUAUGGGCAAUCUCUCCGAUGGGCAGAAGAGCCGUGUCAUCUUUGCCUGGCUAGCUUGGAGACUGCCCCACUUGCUCUUAUUGGACGAGCCCACCAAUCAUUUGGAUAUUGAAACCAUUGAUUCUCUCGCGGAAGCUUUGAAUGAGUGGGAUGGAGGUAUGGUUCUUGUCAGUCACGAUUUCAGGCUCAUUAACCAAGUCGCCAAAGAGAUCUGGGUAUGUGAGAAGAAGUCCAUAACUAAGUGGAAUGGUGAUAUUAUGGAUUUUAAACGACACCUGAAGAAAAGUGCAGGUUUGUAAAGCUAGAAAGUGUGGAAAGUAAUGUCUCUAAGUAGUAGCCUUGGUAAGAUAUUCUUAUCCUGAAGUGCUAAACCACUUACCAUCUUUAAAAAUAGAAUAGUGAUGUUUUACGGAAAUAGGAAUGUCAGGACGAACGGUUGGCCUCGAAGGUUAAAGAAUAUCCCUAGGUUAGUUCCAAAUGAUUUUUUCUCGGAAUCUUAGUCGGUUUUGAUUUGAAGCGCAUUUCAUGCUUCAUCAACAACUGCUUGAGUUGGGUCUAGCUUCAACGGCAUAGAUUCUUGUAACAUUCGGUGAGUGGGCUAUGUAGUAGUCAAAGAAAGGUAUCUGCUAUAUUUGAUCCUAGAAAUUAUUGUGCACAAGGUUCAUCAAAACAACUGUCUGGAAAAAAUCAUUUACUUGACACAGCUUUCGUGAAAUGCACCGAAGUCUGCAUGUGGUUAACUCA